Molecule: messenger RNA, 1557 nt
Organism: Leptinotarsa decemlineata (Colorado potato beetle)
Lineage: Eukaryota; Metazoa; Arthropoda; Insecta; Coleoptera; Chrysomelidae
Source: RefSeq, a predicted model, not a curated record
UUCAAAAAUGAAUUUUCAGUUGCUGCUGCUGUGUUAGAGAUAUUUUUUUAGAGUUAAUCAACGGAAAUUGGAAAUCAUAUUCAUAUCAGUAAACAAAAACGAUGAACAUAAAUGAGAACAAAUUAAAUAGAUCUCGUUCAGAAUCAGAUAUAAACAAUAUUAGCGAAUUUCAUUAUUCCCCAGAUAUUGUGAGAAGAACAGUGGUAAUAGAAGAACUUUAUGGAAAUUAUAAUAGUAGAAGAUACUUAUCAUGCACUCGAUUAUUUGGUGAUAAUUCCUAUGGUGUGAGCAACAUAAACUCAUUCAAUCAACUUUCAUUAGAUACCACUGAUACUAGCCUGCAAAUGCAAUCAAAUACGACUUAUAAGAAUUAUUCACAAGGGAACUCCUCACAUUAUUUGGACAAUUCCAGUGGUGUAGUACCAAUGGAUGUGGAUAGCUCUUUUGAUUGGGAUGAAAGAUAUCCUAAGUUGAUGGGAACCAAUUUUGAAUCAUCUUUUAACAGAUUUAAGAGCAUAGGUGAUGCAAGGUAUAAAGCUUCAGAUAAUGCUUUGAAGAGAAGAAUUCUGAUUCCAACAUCCACCGAUACAGUUACAGAUGAAACUGGACAAAGAAGAGAAUUUGUCAUUGAUAGCGAGUGUCAGACCCAAAAAGAGCCCAUUAUCCCUAUUCAAAAAAAAGGAUGUUCAAAUAAAUGGAUUGUUUUACUGUUAUUGAUAGCUGUAUUAACUGCAUUUUACAUCACUUUAAAUAAUGGUUAUGGAUUCAUUUCUGUGAACAGUGCUUUACAGAUUGAAAAUGUUCAGAAAGAUUUAAUAGAAAAUGUGUUUGAACAGCCUUCGCCUAUCGAAGUCAUAGUACAUACUUUAGAACAAAGGAGAAAUUGGCAGGAAAGGGUUAAAGUCCUGGGAUUUAUAGGCUCGCAGGGAGUUGGUAAAACUUUUACUGUUAAUAUUAUUAGGAAACAUUUCAUUCCUUGUUUAGUGCAUGACAUUCUUGGAGCACAUUUGUCCUACAAAAGUCGGCAGACAAAAAUUUUCGAAUCAAUAAAUGGAUGUUGCUUAAAUUUAGUUGUGAUUGAUGAUUUGACCAGGGAGGAUAAUGUGGAGCUGUUUGCAUUCAUUCAUUCUCUCCCAAGAGACCACUUUAUUCUGGUUAUAUCAAUAUUCAACAUCCAAUAUACAUCUAAUGAUUUAGAAUCUGAGAUAAGAUACCAAGAUAUCAUUGAAAUUAGGAAUGCAUUCGAUAACUCAGAAUUGUAUUAUGAAUUGGUUUUAUUUCGAGAGUUUAGUCCAGAGCAAGUUAGAAACUGGGUAACAAAACAGCUUAGCCUUCAAAACAUUACUACCCAAAUGCAAAAUGAAGUAAUUGAGAGUGUUUUGAAAGGUCAUGACAGUGCUAAACUGGGACUUAAAGGACUGCAUUUUAAAUUAUUAUUGGAAUUAGAAAAGUACAAGAAAUAGUUUUUGAAAACAUAAUUGACUAAAUGAUUAUUUCAUAUUGAAACACACUGAUUUUAUGUAAUUUCAUUGGAAAUAAAAUUGGGGUUUAUUAAAA